Molecule: messenger RNA, 904 nt
Organism: Pocillopora verrucosa
Lineage: Eukaryota; Metazoa; Cnidaria; Anthozoa; Scleractinia; Pocilloporidae
Product: radial spoke head 1 homolog
Source: RefSeq, a predicted model, not a curated record
UUUUAAUAAUUUGUAUCACGCGAGGUAGCAUCGGAGGCUAGGGCUUUCAACCACCGAUUCAGUAGUUUGAAAAAUGUCAGGUAUUUUCGAUGGUGAUUCCGAAGAUUUAGACUGGAGUGGUGAUUUAGGGGAGUACGAUGGGGAAAGAAACGACCUUGGCGAGAGACAUGGCGAAGGAAAAGCUGUCCUACCCAAUGGUGAUGUUUACGAAGGGACUUAUUUUCAUGGAAAGAGGCACGGGAAGGGUGUAUACAUUUUUCGAAAUGGAGCGAAGUACACAGGAUAUUAUGAUCAAGGCCUGAAAAACGGCGAUGGCUUGCUUGAGUAUCCUGAUGGCUCUAAAUACGAAGGAAAAUGGAAAAAGAAUGAGCGCAAUGGACAAGGAGUUUACCACUAUGCUAAUGGGGAUAUUUAUGAUGGAGAAUGGCAAAACAACUGGAGGGAAGGAAAAGGAGUGUAUACUUGUGCAGCGACUAAACUCAAAUAUGACGGACACUGGGUAAAUGGAAAACUGCAUGGACCAGUCAAUAUGAUUCUUGCCAAUCAUGUCUACCUUGGACAUUUUUUGGAAAAUAGGCCCUGUGGACCUGGUCGAUAUGUCUUUGACUUUGGUGUGGAGCAACAUGGGAAGUACAUCUUCCCUAAGAAGGUAAACUCUCAUGGGGAGAUGCAUGUAGACCCUCAUGGGGAGAUGCCAGUCAGAGAGCAUCCAGUUUGGCAAUGUGAGCCAGACCUUCAUCCUCUUGGUUCCUAACUGAAUGGAAAAAAACCUGGCCCAAGACUCAACUACUCCUUGUAGUAUGCAUAUUUUAAGGCAAAAGCUUUCAUUCAGUGAUUGAUUUAACAAGUUAUUAAUAACAUGAAAAAUAGUUUUUAGCAUGCAAGCUUUUUAGUACUUCAUCAA